AGGUGAUGCUCUGUGGUUCUUUAGCGGGACUCUCAAAGUUUCUUAUCGUCGGCUUUAGCAGAACAGCUAACGCUGUAGCUGCCAGUGUUUCAGCUCUAGCUGAGCGGCUGCAGCAUGUUUGCGCAGGAAAGUCCGCUCUGAUGGUAGGAGAGAGGCUGAAGGUGUCACACACAGGCUCACAGGUUCACCUGCACAUUCACGCGGUCAGCUCGCACUCUGUGACUCGGGCAGUCGGAAGCUAAUUGCUCAUUUCUGCUGUAAAGCAGUUAGCUGGUUAGGCUAGCCUGCUAGCCCGGGGUAAACCUCAGUGAGUUUGCGCCGCUGAAACACGUUAUAAAGUCCAUUUUAGAGAUUUUUAAGCUUCUUAAAGUAUUCCACCGAACGUUUUCAGGGCGUCUAAACUAUCAGCUGCUACUAUUAGUGGAAAGAUGCUAACGAACUGGUCUGUUUGUAGGCCUGAGUGUAAGUUUUAUUCAGCGCGUGUGUGCACUGAACUCACACUGUUACCAUCGUGCGUACAGGGUCAGCCUGCUGCUGCUGCACACGCGUGUUUCACUGUGAACACAGUCCUGCUGUCUUUGUGGAGAAGCACGAGCUCCUCAUCCUCUUCAUCCCGUUCAAGCCAUCAGGCUGCGGCCGAGCUGAAAGUCUGAGCUUAUUUCACGCAGUUAGGGUUUAUUCCACGAGAAAGACUUAUUGUAAAGUUGUAUUGUUGACAUUGACAGCAGCUGUGGCUGGUCUCUGUUAUAACAACACUUUGAAUGAGGAGAAGGAUUUAGGACAGAGCACCAACAGAGGUCCAUAAACACCUGGAACACUAGUUGAUGCUUAAACAGUGUGUGCUCGUGACCGACGCUGAUGGAGACUUCGGGAGUUUGCGAGCUCGAUGUGGGGACGAGACGAAUCGUAGGUGGCAACGAUUCCCCGCCCGACCUGGACAGCCCGUCUCAGGAGGAGGUGUCUGAGUUUGGUUUGGGGCUCUCCUGCACCAAUGAGGAGAGGGGGGAGACUCCAGGCCGAGAGGACAGUCCCAGCGACCUGGUGGAGGCGGAGCUCGAUGCCGGCGGAGAUGCGAAGAACAGAGAGGACAAAGCUUUUGGGAAGGAGGUGGUUCUUCUGAUGCAGGCGCUGAACGCUCUCGCCACUCCCGAGGAGAAGCUGGCCGCUCUGUGCAAGAAAUACGCCGACCUGCUGGAGGAGAGCCGCUGCAUGCAGAAGCAGCUGAAGGCCCUGCAGAAGAAGCAGUCUCAAAUCGUGAAGGAGAAGGUGCACCUGCAGGGGGAGCACAGCAAGGCCAUCCUGGCCCGCAGCAAGCUGGAGAGUCUCUGCCGGGAGCUGCAGAGACACAACAAGACCCUGAAGGAGGAGAACGCCCAGCGGUCCAGGGAGUACGACGAGCAGCGGAAGGAGGCCAUGCUGCACUUCCAGAUGACCCUGAGCGACAUCGAGGUGCAGAUGGAGCAGCACAGCGCCCACAACACCAAGCUGAGGCAGGAGAACAUGGAGCUGGCCGAGAAGCUCAAGAAGCUCAUCGAGCAGUACGAGCUCCGAGAGGAGCACAUCGACAAAGUGUUCAAGCACAAGGAGCUGCAGCAGCAGCUGAUGGACGCCAAGCUGCAGAGAAUCACCGAGAUGAUGAAGGAAGUGGAGGAGAAGCAGCAGCGUGAGAGAGACUUUCUGCUGAAGGACGCCACCGAGUCCAGACGCAAGUGUGAGCUGAUGAAGGAGCAGGAAACCCAGCUGAAGCAGCAGCUCUCUCUGUACAUGGACAAGUUCGAGGAGUUCCAGAGCACCCUGGCUAAAAGCAACGAGGUCUUCACCACCUUCAGACAAGAGAUGGAGAAGAUGACCAAGAAGAUCAAGAAGCUGGAGAAGGAAACGACCCAGUGGAGGACCAAAUGGGAGAGUAAUAACCAGGCGCUGCUGCAGAUGGCAGAGGAGAAAACGCUGCGUGACGGUCACUUCAAGGCUCUGCAGGGGAAGCUGGAGCUGCUGGAGAGGCUGUGCAGAGCUCUGCAGAAGGAGAGGAACGACCUGAAUAACCGACUCAGCCUCCUCCAGGAGCAGGGAGACAAAGGGAGCGCCACAUCUCCUCAGGCCAAGCCGCGAGAGCCUUCGGCCGAGGAUGGAGAGGAUUCGGAGGAUUCGGCGCAGGGUGACGGGCUGGAGACGGCGGCCGUUCAGGAAGCUCUCAGACCACCUGAAACAGACCCGAUGGCGUCUCCUGGUGACAGCGAGCCUGCAGAGACGGCGAGCACGCCGCAGGACUGAGCUCACCUCGCAGCCUGCGUGGAGGUGAGGGGGCGUGGUGGGAGGGGCUUCACGCAGCUCCAGCCUAGUUCCACAACUAGCCAGAAAACCAUCUUCAGUGGAGAUGGAGCUCUUUUUUUUUUUUUAACAUAGACCUCCUCAGAUUUCUACACAGAAGCUGAAGCCGUGUCUCUUUGUGUGAUAAAUGAUUGUAUCAGAUUCUCUAAAUCGUGGCCCACGGUAACGAUCGGCACUUCUUCAUACUCCCCGUUUCUACUCGAUCUUUAUUUUCAUAGGGAACCUCCAGGCGGGCCUUCGAUUUCUCUCCUCACACGCCUGAGUAUGACUUUGAUUUGAGUCGGACACGCUGUCGAGUGUCUGAGGAAACGGGACUGGGGUCAGAGGUCAUCUGACCGACCACAGGGGCGGGAAAUGGCAGAACCUCGCAGUGUAGUUGGUUCUAAGUGUUUCCAGCAGAUUGAGUCUGUCUGCUGCAGCUGCGAUUUCAGUCAGUCUUAAAUUUUAUUAAUGAUGAAUGUGUCUGUGGAUGUCUCCUCCACCAUGAUGCAGCUCCACCUGCUGCACGUUCAGGUGAGAGGAAACUUUCAGAGGACAGUCAGCGACACUGAUCCACGGUGCAGCUCUGAUCACGUUUAAACGAAUGUUUAGAAAAAUAAUCAAAAUGAUUCAAUUUGAACUUUAUUGAAAUGUAGGAGCUUCGGUCUGAUCACACAAAUGUUUUUUGGUUUUCAUUAACAAAACUGGUGAUAACAGGAAGUGACUGUAGUUUAACGUCACGUCGUUAAUGUCACGCGGCUGCCAUCGGGACGCAGCGGGAUCGCUUUUGAACCUGCUGAUAGGCACCGAGUCGGCAUGACGACAGCCUCUGUCAAGUGUUUAAAAAAACAAAUACAAACCAUGAGUUUUGGGCGUUGUUUGCUGCCCCCCUGUGGUCAACCAGUGUCAUUUCUUCUCCUUUGAAGCCGUUCAACACGUUUCUGGGGAUCAUGCAUGUGUUUUGUGUUGAGGAGCGUGCACGUGUGAGGAAGAGUCGAAGGCCUUCGUCCUCUGAAAAGUGAUUUCAUGUAAAUUAUGUUUGGAAAUGAUGAUGGGCUCUGUGAUCUUUAUACUGGAAGAAAAGCUGAAUGUGAUUUUUCUUUUUUUAAUGAAUCUGAAUAAAAAAAGAAAUGUUGGUUUCUGUCA
Molecule: messenger RNA, 3453 nt
Organism: Maylandia zebra (zebra mbuna)
Lineage: Eukaryota; Metazoa; Chordata; Actinopteri; Cichliformes; Cichlidae
Gene: txlng
Product: taxilin gamma
Biological process (GO): regulation of cell cycle
Molecular function (GO): syntaxin binding
Source: RefSeq, a predicted model, not a curated record